AUGCUAGAUGGUACCAUAUCACAGACUGAUUGCAUUUGGCACCAGGUUCAUCUUGCAGUCUUGGCCAAUGGCCAUCCCCACACUAUCCCUUUCCUGGUUUGUCCCAUAGGCAACACCCCAGCAAUCCUAGGCAUGACAUGGCUAACCACAGAAUCCCCGCUCAUUGAUUGGCAACAGGGACUAGUUACAUUCCCUGAACAAGCACAGAUUGCCUCUGAGGAAGAAGCUGACCCAGACCCCCUGGCAGACCUCCCUGCUCAAUAUCAUGAGUUUGCCAAGGUAUUUGGAGAAGAAGAGUCCAAGGUCCUCCCUCUGCAUAGGGAAUAUGAUAUCUCCAUUGACCUAGUUCCAGAAGCCAAACUCUCCCCUGGUCCCAUCUACGGCAUGACAGAUGCAGAAUCAAAAGCCCUGAAACAACAUAUUGAUGAGGAAUUAGCAACAGGCAAGAUCCGCCCUAGCACUUCCUCAGCAGGCGCCCCUGUCAUGUUUGUAAAAAAGGCUGAUGGCUCCCUGCACCUGGUUGUGGAUUACAGAAAGCUUAAUGACGUAACUCACAAAAAUGUCUACCCACUCCUAGGCAAGAUGACCUGA
Messenger RNA from Rhizoctonia solani, 591 nucleotides. RefSeq names its product Retrotransposable element Tf2 protein. Bases 1 to 591 code for a protein of 196 amino acids. The transcript has a single exon. NCBI's taxonomy places the organism in Eukaryota, Fungi, Basidiomycota, Agaricomycetes, Cantharellales, Ceratobasidiaceae. The record is from RefSeq and is a predicted model, not a curated record.